Molecule: messenger RNA, 2671 nt
Organism: Brassica napus (rape)
Lineage: Eukaryota; Viridiplantae; Streptophyta; Magnoliopsida; Brassicales; Brassicaceae
Product: protein STRUBBELIG-RECEPTOR FAMILY 5
Exons: 15
Coding region: 431-2509 (692 amino acids)
Biological process (GO): protein phosphorylation
Molecular function (GO): protein kinase activity; ATP binding; protein binding
Source: RefSeq, a predicted model, not a curated record
CGUCAACAUAAGUUAAUUUUGAAUAUUUUAUACAUAUAUAUAGAUCUUGUAGGUGGAAUGCCAAAGAUGUAUUAAGAAUAUAACCUAAAGUACGUUUAUUUUCCAUUCACAAAUUACAAAGAAAAGAUUUAAACGAGUGGUUAAUUCAAAAGCGCACACACGCACAUAUUCACUGUUAUUGCGCAUCUUUCGUUCUCCCUCAAAGAUUAAAUCAAUUUUAGUAAACAACUGUUCAGCGGAAGUUAAUGGUCCUGAGUUAAUUAUCAGUUCUUGUCCAUGAACCAAACCUCAAUAAUGUAUCUAACCCUAAAUCCAAAUCACAAUGGCACAUUCUCUCAAACCAUCGUUGUCUUUCCCGUGAAAAAAACCUGUGAAACGUAACUCCUAACCGUAAAUAUCGUUUUCAAUAUCUUUUUUUUUGCAAACUAAGAUGAUGCGGCUCUUGAUCGCCUCUCUUGCUAUCAUCGUUACUUUAGCUCAUGCAAAAACCGAGAAACAAGAAGUCUCUGCGUUGAAUGUGAUGUUCACGAGCUUAAAUUCACCGCCCAAACUCAAAGGCUGGAAAUCUAGCGGAGGUGAUCCCUGUGACGGCUCUUGGGAAGGCGUUAAAUGCAAAGGCUCAUCGGUCACUGAAUUACAGUUGUCAGGGUAUGAGUUAAGUGGAUCGCUAGGUUAUCUACUAAGCAACCUCAAAUCUCUCACAACUUUUGAUCUCAGCAAAAACAAUCUCAAAGGAAACAUACCUUACCAACUCCCACCCAACAUUGCCAAUCUAGACUUUUCUGAGAACGAACUCGAUGGAAACGUACCCUACUCGUUAUCUCAAAUGAAUAAACUCAAAAGCAUUAAUCUUGGACAGAACAAACUCGAUGGAGAACUUUCAGAUAUGUUUCAGAAACUCUCCAAACUCGAAACUGUGGACUUCUCGUUAAAUAAACUCUCUGGGAAAUUACCUCAGAGUUUUGCUAAUCUCACAAGCCUCAAGAAACUACAUUUGCAGGAGAAUCGAUUCAAAGGAGACAUAAACGUACUCAGGAACCUUCCCAUUGAUGACUUGAACAUAGAAGACAACCAGUUCGAAGGAUGGAUACCUAACGAACUCAAGGAAAUAGACAGCUUACUGACUGGAGGAGGCAACGACUGGUCAACAGAAACUGCUCCGCCGCCACCACCAGGUGUUAAAUACGGUCGAAAAUCCGGAGGAUCUAAUCAGGGAGGAGGUAUGAGUAUCGGCACCGGACUGAUGAUAGCCGGAGCAAGCUUAGGAGUUCUUGUCUUAAUCAUAGUUCUGAUCGGUCUUGUCUCCAAGAAAAAAUCAUCUCCCAAUCCUCACUUCAUCGAUGAAGACAACAGCCAACACACGCCAAGGCUCAGAUCUAUGAGAUCUCAUGGAUCUUCACAAGAGCUUCGUAUCGACUUCGGCAACGAUUACAAAGGUAGAAAAUCGUUAGAUUCAGAUGAUGAUAAUGCGCAAGGUGUUGGAUCAAAGGGACUAAAGCAUUCGGUUUCAUCGCGUGUGAUGUCUUUUAACGAUACCGAGUUCGCGAACAAGCUCAACGCGAAACGAACCACUUCGACUCGUGCUGCUACAGAGUUCGAGCUAUCUGAUCUGCAAACCGCAACAGCUAAUUUCGCACCUGGUAAUCUACUUGGAGAAGGCUCAAUAGGACGUGUUUACAGAGCGAAAUACCCUGAUGGACGUACUUUGGCGGUUAAGAAGAUAGAUUCAACAUUAUUUGAUUCGGGUAAAUCAGAAGGGUUAACGGCUAUAGUGAUGAGCGUCUCGAAGAUUCGGCACCAGAACAUAGCAGAGCUCGUAGGUUACUGCUCGGAGCAAGGUCACAACAUGUUGGUCUACGAGUGUUUCAGGAACGGUUCGCUCCACGAGUUCCUUCAUUUGUCAGAUUGUUUCAGUAAACCUUUGACUUGGAACACAAGAGUCAGAAUCGCCUUGGGAACCGCUCGAGCCGUUGAAUAUCUACACGAGGCAUGUUCACCGUCUGUGAUGCAUAAGAACAUAAAGUCUUCUAACAUUUUGCUAGACGCGGAUCUUAACCCUCGUCUCUCAGAUUACGGCCUCUCAAAAUUCUACACUAGAACGAGUCAAAACCUUGGAGAAGGAUACAAUGCACCAGAGGCCAAGAACCCUGAUGCCUACACGCCAAAGAGUGACGUCUACAGCUUUGGAGUCGUCAUGUUAGAGCUUCUCACUGGUCGAGUUCCAUUUGACGGAGAGAAGCCAAGGCCGGAGAGAUCGGUGGUGCGGUGGGCGACACCGCAGCUUCACGACAUAGAUGCAUUAUCGAAUAUAGCAGAUCCAGCAUUGCACGGACUUUACCCACCAAAGUCAUUGUCAAGAUUCGCUGACAUUAUCGCAUUAUGCGUACAAGUGGAACCGGAGUUCCGACCACCGAUGUCGGAAGUGGUGCAGGCGCUUGUAAGGAUGGUUCAAAGGUCAAGUAUGAAGCUUAAAGAUGAUCUUAGAGCACACGACGAGUAUGAUUUCUAGUGUUAAAUAAUAAUAAAAAAGUAGCCGAAGACGCAGGAGAUAUAAUAUUAUUUUGCUGAAUAAAACAUACAUCUGAAUAAGUAGCUGUAAGACACAGGAGAUUCAUUUAACAUGUAGACAUUGUUUUGUUCUUUUUGUCUAUAAAAUGUAAACACUUAUUAA